Messenger RNA from Lottia gigantea (owl limpet), 360 nucleotides. RefSeq lists its product as hypothetical. The annotation marks the transcript as partial. The transcript has a single exon. NCBI's taxonomy places the organism in Eukaryota, Metazoa, Mollusca, Gastropoda, Lottiidae. The record is from RefSeq and is a predicted model, not a curated record.
AAAAUUGAGAACAUUGUUCAAUCAAAUUUAAAGAAAAUUGAGAACAUUGUUCAAUCAAAUUUGAAGAAAAUUGAGAGCAUUGUUCAAUCAAAUUUAAAGAAAAUUGAGAACAUUGUUCAAUCAAAUUUAAAGAAAAUUGAGAACAUUGUUCAAUCAAAUUUAAAGAAAAUUGAGAACAUUGUUCAAUCAAAUUUAAAGAAAAUUGAGAGCAAUGUUCAAUCAAAUUUAAAGAAAAUUGAGAACAUUGUUCAAUCAAAUUUAAAGAAAAUUGAGAACAUUGUUCAAUCAAAUUUAAAGAAAAUUGAGAACAUUGUUCAAUCAAAUUUAAAGAGAAUUUCAGAAACUGUCCAAUCUCAUUGA